Messenger RNA from Spodoptera litura, 1359 nucleotides. RefSeq lists its product as uncharacterized. The record is from RefSeq and is a predicted model, not a curated record. NCBI's taxonomy places the organism in Eukaryota, Metazoa, Arthropoda, Insecta, Lepidoptera, Noctuidae.
GAGGGGGUUCCCUACUUGUUUUCGAAAGUUGAUGAUUCGAUUUUUAUUAUAUUGAACACGGUGUGUCGAUAAUUCAGUUGUACGAUGUUUUAUUCUAUCGAUGCGUUAUUGGUGCGAUGUAACGUUUGUGCGAAAAAUUCUGUUACGAAAAACCCUACAACGAUUGCUCAUUUGUUCGGUAAUUUAUUAGUUCGAAAGUAUGUAGGCGGGUAGGUGUUCGAAGUGAAAGUACACAGGGAAAGCGUCUCUCCCAAAAUAAUAUUUUUAUUUUAAAUAUAAAUAGUAUUUACCACCAUAACUACUCACUGAACUGCACUACCUGCUGGUUUAGUGUUUUCACAUAUUUCUGAACCUAAAACACUACUUCAACAUCAACUUUGACAACAUGGAGGCAGUGGAGGCUGUUAGUGGAACACUGGCUGAGAUGAGAGCAGAGUUUAAAGAAAGAAUGUCGAGAUUCGAGGCUGGGCACAGCAGUACGCCAUCAAAGCUUGCAUCUGGUGGCACCUCAGGUCUGGCACAGGACUAUUGGGCCUUCAAACGGUUUAUUUUUGAUGCACUUGAUUGUCUGCAGCGGCAGAUGGAAUUCUUUGUCCGAGACAUGGAUGCCCAGGAGAUGAGAGGUCGCAGAAAGAUGCUGCUGAUCCACGGGGUCCCUGAGAACAAGAAUGAAAACACUUCACUGGUGGUUGCUAGUGUGGUACAGGAAAAGCUCAGUAUGGGGAACUUCAGUACCUCUGAUGUCCGCAGAUGUCGCCGGGUAGGCAGUUUCGCCAAUAAAGCAAAGCCCAGGCCCAUAUUGGUGAAGAUUCAGGACGUGGAUACCCGAGACAAGAUGUGGUAUAACAAGGCCAAGCUCAAGGGUACGAGUAUCACUAUAUCAGAGUUCCUGACGAAGACACGACACCAGGUCUUCAUGGCGGCGCGGGAUAAGUUCGGUGUGGCAAACUGCUGGACUAAGCGGGGCCACAUCUACGUUCUGGGACCGGAUGGCAUCAGACACCGCAUACUGAGUCUCGGCGAGUUGCGUGCGAUCGGCGAGCCUGCAGCAGUCACCGAGCACUCUCCUGCAGCAGUCCCCGAGCGAUCUCUUGCGGCUGUGGCUCGGAGGGGGAAGCGCGGCGCCAAUAAAAAGUGACUCCGUUAGACCUGCUUCGUUCGGGUAACAAAUCCAUUUUUAUUUCCUUUGUUUGUAGCGACAAUUCCAAUACCCUCUAUAUAUAUUUAUUUCUAUUUAAUGUAUUUAUUUCGUAUCUACCCCUCAUAACGUAUAGAUGUUAUUUUACCCCUUUUUUAUAACAUAAUAUUUUAAUUAACUCCCAUAUUUUGUUCACUCAUCGAUAAUCGAUAUAGUUUUAU